UGGGCCAAAACUAAAUAAAAAAGCCAAUAAAAAGAAAUCUUCAGAAAUUUAUCAGCUUGUGACCCUAGGAAAAGAGGUAGGCUUACGGUGUUUACCAACAGGAUAUAGCAUAUCGUAUCCACCACAACCUGGAUUAUGUAAUCAAUAUAAACUUCUAUUUAUUGAUGACAAUGGUACAGUAUUUAUCUGUGGUCAUGCCAAUCAUUCAACUUGUUAUCACGGAAGAUGUAUCUAUUAUGAGAAGUUCUAUAAAAAAGGAGUGGUUAAAAAUAUUGAAACAUUCUUAAAAAAUGAAGAAAAAGAGAGAGAUAAUGAAAAUUUCAGGAAAAUAGAUAAAACACUAGAUAUUUUAUCUAAACUUACAAUAGAAAUUAACCAAAUAGAAAAUUG
Messenger RNA from Funneliformis geosporum, 390 nucleotides. NCBI's taxonomy places the organism in Eukaryota, Fungi, Glomeromycota, Glomeromycetes, Glomerales, Glomeraceae. The record is from the annotation of a GenBank genome assembly.